Larimichthys crocea (large yellow croaker) is the source of this 8520-nucleotide messenger RNA. RefSeq names its product neurabin-2. The record is from RefSeq and is a predicted model, not a curated record. Bases 232 to 2931 code for a protein of 899 amino acids. Gene Ontology annotation, molecular function: actin filament binding. Gene Ontology annotation, cellular component: actin cytoskeleton; cytoplasm; postsynaptic density. NCBI's taxonomy places the organism in Eukaryota, Metazoa, Chordata, Actinopteri, Sciaenidae. The transcript has 15 exons. Gene Ontology annotation, biological process: actin filament organization; calcium-mediated signaling; neuron projection development.
GGAGAGGGGAGGAGCAGAGGGAGGCAGGCGCUCAGUCUGUUUGCUCGCAGGAGGAAUCAGCAGCAGCAGCAGCAGCAGCAGGAGGACAAUGGACCGUCUCCACUCCGGAUCCUAACGGGCUGUUUCCCACGCGCUGGAAUAGAAGGAGGUGAAUAUCAAACAGCUUCAGAAUGCUGCCGUCCUCGUCCCUGCUAACCUGCUGUUUACCGGGGGGCAUCUGAUUUACCAAACAUGAUGAAGACUGAGCCCCCGGCGGCCUCGGGGGGCAACGGGACCUCCAGUGGCAGCAGCGGAGGAAGCGUGAGCUCGAACCUGAGAAGUCCCUCGCCCCACCGCAAUGCCUACGAGGCGGGGCUGGCAGCCCUCAAGAAGGCCACUGACCACCUCAACAAUGCCGCCAACGGAGGCACUGACCCUGCCUCGAAGCCUGCUCCUCUGCCCCGCCCAACCGGGAGGGGCCGGAAAUAUGGAUCAAAUGUUCACCGCAUCAAGAACAUGUUCAUGCAGAUGCAGUCUCCUGGUGAUGAAGAGGAUGGAGCCAAAAUGAUUGGUAAAGACCAGGCUGUGAAACUGUCCCUGCCGAGGGCAUCCAGCCUCAACGAGAAUGUCGACCACAGCGCCCUGCUCAAGCUUGGCGCCACAGUUUCAGAGAGGGUCAACCGUUUUGACUCUAAACCAGGCGGGGAGGGUGGGAGCUCAUCUGUGGGCUUCUCCAAGCUCCAGGAGACCAGGAGGAUCUUCGAACAGCGAACUCUACAGGAGAAGCAGGCUGCCACCAAUCGGAUCUUGCUGAAGAAGGAGCGGGCGUCGGGCUUCCAAGACAGUCGUCUAGAUGUUGUGGCUCGCUUUAACGGUUCCACUGAGGCUUUGGACCGGCUGGACGAUCCCCCUGCUCCCGCUCCCGCUCCCACUCCUGCCUCGGCUCCCAUUCCUGCCCCUGCUCUUGCACCCACUACUCUUCCUGCUGCUUCAGCUUCUGUCGGGCCUGGUGAAGCCGUCAGCCCCACAGUGAGCCAGCUUAGUGCCGUGUUCGAGAAAACUGAACCGCAAAACAAUCUCUACCUCCCGCACCGUCGAUCAGGUCCUGCCCUUGCACCUAAACCCAAACCUCCAGCCAGAGGGGAAGCUACCGGAAAGAAGGUGAAGGUGUUACCUCCAGAGGACUGCAAGGAGGUGGCAGCAGGAGUUGUGAGCACCAAGGCUGCAGAGCUACCAGAGGGGACAGGUUCUCUACAACGAAGUAUAGGAGGAGUGACGGCCAGCGAGGAGACGGACGGGUUCAGACAGUCGGGAGACCAGCUCUCCAACUCCUCCCACUCCUCAUCAUCCUCAGUGGCUGUCACUUCCUCCUCUUCCUCUUCAGAGGUAAAACCGGAGUUGGCGGCUCAGCCAACAGCAACUGAAGCCAGGGGUUCAAGUACAGUGGCUCUAGAGCGUGGACCACAAGCUGACGAGCAGGAUGACUCCACAGGGUCUGAGGCCGGAGCCAGGCUCGUGCAGGCCGAGGUUCAUGCCUCACUGGAAAAUGGAGAAAAAGAACCCCCGGCUUCUUCUCCCUCCUCAGAGGAGAAGGAAGCGGACUCCGAUGAGAGGAGAGGUGAGGAAGAGGGGGAGGAGAAUGAUGAGAACGGCUCGAGGAAGGACGAUUACUCGGAGGGGGAUCUGGUAGAUAUCAGUGCAUACAGUGGGCUUGGGGAGGAGGACUCCGGGGGUAGCCAACUAGACGAUGAGGAGGAUGAGGAAGAUGAGGAAGCGUAUCAGCCGGAGACCAGCUGCCACGAGAUCCCAGGUCUUCCUGAGGAAGAGGAGCCUCCGCCAUCCAAUAGGAAGAUACAAUUCAGCACUGGCCCAAUCAAGGUCUUCACCACCUACUCUAACGAAGACUACGAUCGGCGCAAUGAUGACGUUGACCCCAUGGCAGCCUCAGCCGAGUAUGAGCUGGAGAAAAGAGUCGAGAAGCUGGACCUGUUUCCUGUGGAGCUGGAGAAAGACAGUGAUGGUCUGGGCAUCAGUAUCAUAGGGAUGGGUGCAGGAGCUGAUAUGGGCCUGGAGAAACUGGGGAUCUUUGUUAAGACGGUCACCGAGGGUGGAGCUGCACAGAGAGACGGCAGGAUCCAGGUGAAUGACCUGAUAGUGGAGGUUGAUGGGACCAGCCUGGUCGGCGUCACUCAGAGCCUCGCUGCCUCCGUCCUCCGCAACACCACUGGCACCGUCAGGUUUGUGAUUGGCCGGGAGAAGCCGGGGGAGCAGAGCGAAGUGGCUCAGCUGAUCCAGCAGACUCUGGAACAGGAGAGGUGGCAGAGAGAGAUGAUGGAACAGAGAUACAAACAGUACAUGGACGAUGAUGAGGAGACAGGUGAAUAUGCAACGGACGAGGAGGAGGAGAUGAGUCCGGUGUUUCCGAACUCCAUUGAGGUUUUCGACCUGGCCGAGAACCAGGACAUGUUGUCUCCAGUGGAGCUGGACCCGGAGAAGCUGGCCCACAAAUUCAAGGAGCUCCAGAUUAAACAUGCAGUAACCCAGGCGGAGAUCCAGCUGCUAAAGAGGAAGCUGGCUCAUGCGGAGCAGGAUAAGUUGCGUUGGCGGAUGGAGCGUGCUCAGUUGGAGCAAAACAUCCGGGACAGUAAAGAGAGGAUGGAGAAACUGGAGGGCUAUUGGAUGGAGGCACAGUCCCUGUGUAAGGCUGUGGAUGAACACCUGAAAGAAACCCAGGCUCAGUACCAAACCCUAGAGAGGAAAUACAGCAAAGCCAAGAGACUAAUUAAAGAGUACCAGCAGAAGGAGAUCGAGAACCUGAAGAAGGAGACGGCUCAGCGUCGAGCACAAGAAGAGAGUGAGGCAACACACAAAGAGGAGGCGGACAACCUGCAGGAAAAGAUUACAGACCUGGAGACCAAAGUGGAUGCCCUCAAGACCUCCAAACCCUCCUAGACUGCUGCUACUCCCUACCUCCUGUCUGUGACUGGAAGAGGAGGAGCUCUGCCUUCAUUAUGACCUGGGCUGUAUUUUAUUCCAAUCAACCAUUUACUGCACGGACAGGUAGUAAAAAAAAAUUAAAUUAAAAAAUAAAUUUAAAAAAAAACAGGGAUGAGAACUGUAAAAGAGAGGACGAGGAGGGUGACAUACAAAGAGGAAAGACGCAACCUCUCAUCUGACAUCUGCCAACAGCUUAGAGCACCGUCGGUCAUAAAACCAAUCCCAGAAUGCACCUUCUGUAAUGCCCAGAAUCCUCCUUGUGUGUCUCCCUGGCAAUCAGCUUGGCAAUCAACACGGAAACCACAUUCAACAACCUGUACUUUACUUGUGGAUGGUCUUGUAUCGGCUUCUCCUCUCUUCAACAACAGUAUCUCACCAGGAUUCUCUGAUUGGUUUGAUUUGUUUUAAAGAACGCUUUUAUUAAAGAGGCUCGUCACAAAGUGCUUUAUAGAGUGACAGGCAUGCAGAGUACAACAGAGCAAACAGAAAGGACAAAAGGUCAUGUGAUUGUCGUUAUGCUACUUUUGAACUCGGCGAACUGGACCGUUCCUUCGGACUGGAUUCUCGUGAAGAGGACGAACGUGUUUUUAGUCUCCUGGCAUUGACCAAUCAUAUCAAAAGCUACAAGGAGAAACGUCCACCUCAUUUUUCACCUCAAGACUCGACACAGUUUCUGAAGUGGAACCUUGGUAGUAACAAAAAAAUCAUUGGAGAAAAUUAAAUGGCCACCACCUGUUGAUAGUUAAGUAAUAAAAACUAUGAAGCAAGAUGGCCGACAAAUUUCUGAUCAGUGACAAACUGUGAAAAACACAGAACGCCCGCCCCCAGCCUUUCUUUUUUCUAGCCUAACUCUGCAAGCGAUGGAAGGAAUCAGGCGCAGUGUGGUCUGAACUGUGGUGACAUUUUGUUUGUAUAUAUUCUACACAUGUAUUUAAAGUGUUUAAAUGGCUUAAGAAACAAAGUGGGUCUCAUAUCAGAGAGUAAGGCAGUGCGAUGAGUGACGUCUUACUGUGGAGGGUGAAAUAGUUCAGUAGUCCAAAUUCAGUCUGUUUCAUCUCUUUUCUAUCACCAUCAAGGCAAACAGGGUGUGAAUAGUCUAAUGUGUGCUUAUAGAGCUUCUAAUGGUGUAUAUUUGUUGGUGUUUACUACAGUAUCUGUGGGUUUACAUGCACACCAGCUCCUGUUUAACCAGGAUCAUGUGCUAUACUCUGAGGCGGUGCGAGGUUAUCCAGGGUCACAACGAAAACAGAAUAUGCUAGUUUGAUGCACUGGUAUUGUUUUGUGUACACCUUCCACUUGCACUGACUGCAUAGUUUCAACCUGUUGAGCUCAGGCUACAUGUGAAACAAAGUCGAUACAGCAGGAUAUCUCGAGGUGCAUUCUGUAGCGUCAGUUGUUCAAACAUUUCUUGGAGGCAGAACUGCUCCAGAAAUAAUUACAUGCAUAAGUGGGUGCAGCAAAAGUUAUAUAUAUAAAUACUUAACUAGAACAAAUGUUUCUAUUACGGAUGCUUGAAUUUGGUUAAUAAAGAGGUAUGACCAAGAAGUGAUUCCAAUUCCAAUUUUAAUGAACAUAUUUUUGACAUUUCUGAACCAUAUCUUUUGACCGAUACCGGCUACUAUGGAAGCAAAGAAAUGCCAUAAUAAUUUAUAAAAAUUAAAAGCAACUGUUUACCUAACUGUAAGAUUUAACAGCUACGGAAUAUUCAUGAAACUGAAAUAAUGCUGAAUUUAUAGCAUUAAUAUUUUUUACUUGUUUUUUUUCUUUCUUUCUUUUGUCCACAGUUCUUCCAGGUUUCCAGUCACUCGAAAUGUUUUUUCUUGAAUCAUGUGACUGAUAGAACGCGACCCAAUAGACACCUUGAUGUGAUAAUCUAAUUUAAAACACCCUCUUUUUUUUUAACUAGAAUUGGACUGAACAGAUUUUGAGUAGUUUUUCUGAAUUUAAACAAGUGAAGUUCUGUCUUAUAAAUUCAGUAGUAUUUAAAUCUCAGAAUCCGCUAUUCAAAUUCAAAUUAUCAUGGCCUCUCUUUGCUUCCGUAUAAGCCCACCAGUAUAUGAAUGAGGCUCUAAUAGCUAGUUAUUUGAGGUUCCUUUAGCAUAGAUGCUAAUUUAGUCUACUGACUUUCUAAAACAUCAAAUACAAUGAAUGUAAGGAUAAGUUAGUCCUUGCCAGUUCCAUUAGUUCCAUUUUAAUUAAUAUUUUGAUCAGUAUUUGUCUUUUCUAAAUGAAGCCAUUGCUAACAUACCAGGAUAGUUUCUCCCCUAAGAAAUGUUUGUGAAAGUAGACCUUCACAUAUGAGCUCCAGUGUUAUUCACAAAACUGUGUGCAUGUAAACACACUCCACGUCUUAUGCAUUAGGAGAAGAGUAGAAGGUCCCAGUGCCAGUAUUAUGAGUUUAGAAGAUUAACUUAAGUUAGUGAUACAUGCCUGACAUAGUCUAAAAGUGGGUUGAAUACAGAAGUGUUUGUAUGGUCAAUAAAAGGGAGAUCAUUUUCAGGAAUCCCAAAGAGCCACUGUAUGUUGUAUCAGGUUCAUCUUUGUCUUUUUUCCAAACAAAGUUGCUUCUUUGGUCAGAAAAUCAGAAUAGCUAUGAACAGUUUUAAAACACUCAGAAGAAAGAAAGUUGUUUAAAGUGCUUGAAACAUUUAAAGCAACCAAAGAAAUAGUAUUACUUGUCAAAUAAUAGGUUCUCUUUGGGUCAAAUCUUGAACAUAUAUUCAACUAGAGAUGUGAAUCAGUUACUGUAUAUUGUCCAUAUUCUAAUUGGCUGAUGCAGAUUUGUCUUAAUUUGCCUGUGAAAAUUAAAAAUUAGGACAUUUUCCCUUCACAUGGCUGUCAUUGAACCUGUGACACUGUGGCUACAGUACCAUCUCUGUUUAUACAAUAUGACUUUAUAUUUAACUAUUCAGAUAUGAGUAUAAUCCAGUGGUUGAUGACUGUUUGAUGUUCCAAAUAUGAGGCUCAUAUUUGCAUGUGGAUGGCAUAAUGGUGCUCAACAGGACAGUGUUCACACACAAAGUAACUUAUUCCGAGUUAUGAACCGGCUCAUUGUGUAUUUUGCUGCUCUAAUGCCAUCGUUCACCGUGCUGAUUAUUCUCAGUUAUGUGUGUGUGUGUACUGAGAUCAUACAGCUUGCUGGCAAGCUCAGAUUAGGUUGCAUUCAGUGAAAAUCAGAAAACAUGCAGCUAUCUUUGAUUUCAAUGUGUUAGCAACGUGCAGCUCAAAUGUAUCCCUUCUCCAGUGAAAUGUCUCCACAAUUAUUGGAUGGAUUGGCUCAGAUUUAUUUGUAAGCAUUCAUGGUUCCCAGAGGAUGAAUCCUAAUGACUUUGAUGAUCCUCUAAUACCACCAUGAAAUCAACAUUUUUAAUAUUUGGUGAAACAUCUCAACUUUAGAUAGUCUGUCAUUAAAUGUGGUAGAUGUUCAUGUUCCCCUCAGGAUGGUCAAAAUUUUAAUUUGUCAAAUACUUUGAUUUACAAGAAAACCAAUGACAGUCCCAUGAGCCUCAGCUAACUUUGUAUUAGUGCUAAUCAGCAAAUGUUAGCAAGCUAACAAGCUAAUUUACAAUGGUGAACAUGGUAAACGUUAUACUUGUGAACAAUCAGUGCGUUUAAUUCAAAGAACCGCCUAAGUGCAGCUUUAAUGGAGCCACUUGUAUGGCUGUAGACCCGCCCAAUCAUGUUAAUAUUAAAAAUAGUUUUUAAAUUGUGGUCAUCUUACAAAGACAAAUAUGUGGAAAAUUCAAAUCUAAUAUAUCACAAAUUGCUAACUGUUGGAGACCAGCCUCUUCUGGUUCAGUGUUCAGUGACUUUAAUAAGAAUGUAUUUGUGCUCAGCUUGUUUUACACUGAUCAGUCUGUCCCCGGAUACUUUCACACACACUGACCUCUGACCUACAGGAAAGAAUUUGGAUUCGAUUUUCUCGUCGCAAACAGGAAAUAUGUGACAUUCUAAGCAACUGACAAAGGUUGUUAUUCUGUUGUCUUCUGUCUCUGCCCUGGAUAUAUGGUGAAAUAUGUCAUGCUAUACGAACAACUGAACACCGGCAACAGCCGUCUGAAUGAUGGAUUGAUUAGCUGUCAUGAUAUAAGUACAGUAUGUUUAAACUGGACAAACUCACAGUAUAAGGUUGAUGUUUUUCAUGUAAGAUCUUUUUUUUUAAAUACAUCGUAAGUAUUUGUUCACAACUUGCAGUAUAUUGACAUUGUGGUCCUCCUGGACAGGAGGAUCUUUGAGAUUUUUAAAGGAAUGAAAAUCAGCCAUACACAACUCACUUGAGUAUUUUUUUUUAUUUCUUAAGUAUUUUUAUUACAGUUUCAUCUCUCUGUCAAACCAAUGUGAGCUGUACAAACGCUGUUUUCUCACCAAAUCAAGUCCCGAUCACUUUGUGUAUGGAAGCUAAACCCAGGAAGUGAUCACUUUGCCUUGUUAUGACUUGUUCGUAUUAGUUAACAUGCUGCUUUUGCCUUUACGAAGCCUUCAGAUGUGCGCUAGCUGUAGCUGACUGUCACAGUUGUUACCCCUCAUGUCUGCCCAUCACAUUUAAAAAAGAAAAAAAAACAGGAAGUGUGUUACCAGUGUUCAAAGAGUGUUUGCCAGUGAGCACAGUACAGAUGAACCACCAUGUUUAGACUGACAGACUGUAGUGAGACGACAGACUGAUGCCUUUCUCCGUGACACUUUGUGUUUUUUUUGUCACCACAUAUCUUAAAUCUCACAUUCUAGGAGCCGACCUUCAAAACCACCCCCGCCCCCCCCAACUGUUGGCCCAUUGAGCAGCUCUGCUGGAGCAGGUUAGAGGGUUUAGUGCCUUGCCUAAGGGUUAAGAGUGACGAUAGAAACCAACUUUGCAGUCAGAAGCUCAUUAUGUAAACCGAGAUCUCUGCAGGCCACCUUGAAGGGUCGGACUGACCUGUCCUCUGUGUCCAUGGCUGGAGCAGAUCUUAUCUUUGCAAGUCUAGUUUGACCUUGGCCUCGUUGACGCCAUGUUCAAUGCUAAUUUAUUGGAAAAUCUGUCUUGUAACCACUGGUAAGCAGUCUUUAAACACGUCACAGCCAGAGCAGGUAGAAGCAGUAGAACAGAUGUUACGUAGAUCGAGUAUAAACUUGUGUUCACGCAACUUUUAAGAAACUGGAGAAAAAAAAAACUGGGAAAAUGUUUCAAAGAUGUAGUUUUUAAAUUGUUCUUGUUGGAAUUUUCCAUCUGCUUUUGCUAUUAUACUCCAAUAUCCUCAUUUCAUGGCAUUUUUGGAGCAACUUCAGUCCUUUUUUUUUAUAAUAUUAACCCUUUGCUUGACUUCUUCAAAUACAUCGAUGAGAGUAGAGAAAGGUGUCAUGUGAUGCGCUAGGUGAAUGACCAUGGACGGAGCAGUGCGAGCGGGACAAUCUGACGGCAUGCACGCCGACCUUUGAGUGUGUCUCGGGUUGGAAACAGAUUUCCUUCUCUGCCUGGUUCUGUUCUUUAGUCGAUGCCACCAUGUUUGUCUGAACCAAUACCUGUCUGUCAGCAUUAAUAAAUAAACAUGAAAUAUGUUGAACAAGAAA